Linum tenue is the source of this 3268-nucleotide messenger RNA. The record is from the annotation of a GenBank genome assembly. Lineage: Eukaryota; Viridiplantae; Streptophyta; Magnoliopsida; Malpighiales; Linaceae.
UUGAACCAUAAACCCUUCCCGAAGCGCACUUCUUUCUCGGUCUUCACUCUUCACCAAAAACCACUGGUAAUGGCGGCCGCCUCACCGCCGUCGACAUCCAAACCAUCAAACAAGAGGGGAAAGAGAAGGCGAGCUCAACAUGACCCGGUGCUCGAAGGAUUCGAUUCACUCCCCUGGAAAUCGUCGCUUCCCGAAGCCGAAGAAGGUGACCCGUUCUCUGUGUUCGCCGGCGUUAAUGACUUCGAAGGAGGUUUUCUUUCGCUGGAAGAGGUCGACGAGCUUGACUAUGGAUUGUCGAUCCCUCAACCUGAAAAGAAAUCAAAACCCAAGAAGCAGAAGCGUGAUGCUGCUGCUGAUGGUGCUGGUCGGAGUGUAGAGGAUAAGCCUGCCAUGGAGAAGAAGAAGAAGAAGAAGGGACAGAAGAGGAAGAAAGGGAAGCAGAAGAAUGAAAAGAUUACGGAUGCAAAUGAACCAGAGAUAAAUGAGGCGGCAACUGUUAACGAUGGUGAUGACGGGGCUGUUGUUAGCAAUGGUAAUGCUGUAGAUAGCAAUAGCAAUGGCGACUCCAAAGAAGACUCAGUUGAUGAGACAGAGUUUUAUGCAUGGAAUGAAUUGAGGCUUCAUCCAACGCUUAUGAAAUCAAUCCAUAGGCUUGGUUUUAAGCAACCAACACGGAUCCAGAAAGCUUGUAUUCCUGCAGCGGCUCAUCAGGGAAAGGAUGUUAUUGGUGCUGCAGAGACCGGAUCUGGGAAAACUCUUGCUUUUGGUUUGCCGAUUUUGCAACGUCUACUAGAAGAACGGGAUAAGGCUGAGAAACUGUUUGAUGACAAGGGUGAUGAUGAUGCCAACAAGUAUGCCCCAACAGGUGUUCUGCGUGCUCUUAUCAUCACCCCGACUAGGGAACUCGCUGUUCAGGUUUCUGAUCAUCUUAAGGAAGCAGCUAAAGGGAUCAAUGUUAGAGUGGUUGCAAUUGUUGGUGGAAUGUCAACGGAGAAACAGGAGAGACUGCUAAGAGCAAGGCCUGAGAUCAUUGUUGGAACUCCUGGGCGAUUAUGGGAACUUAUGUCAGGGGGAGAGGAGCAUCUUGUUGAAUUGCAUUCCUUGUCAUUCUUUGUGCUGGAUGAAGCAGAUAGAAUGAUUGAAAAUGGACACUUUCGCGAGGUGCAGUCAAUUAUUGAUAUGCUUCCCAUGUCCAGCACUUCUUCUGUUGAUCAAUCUCAAGAUAGCAAAACUUGUGUAACAGAGGCUAGCUUCCAGAGAAAGAAAAGACAAACCUUUGUUUUCUCUGCCACUCUAGCAUUGUCUGCAGAUUUUCGCAAGAAACUAAAGCGAGGAUCAGUAAAAUCAAAACAAGCAGUGUCUGCUGACCUUAAUUCUAUUGAAACCCUUUCUGAGCGUGCUGGAAUGAGGGAUAAUGUUGCCAUUGUCGAUUUGACAAAUGCAUCUGUCUUGGCUAGCAAGCUUGCAGAAUCCUUUGUUGAGUGCGCGGAAGAAGAUAAAGAUGCUUACUUGUAUUAUUUAUUGAGUGUUCAUGGGCAAGGUCGUACUAUUGUAUUUUGUACUUCAAUUGCGGCGUUGCGCCACAUUUCUUCCAUCUUGCGCAUCCUUGGAAUCAAUGUUUGGACACUUCAUGCUCAGAUGCAACAACGAGCUCGUUUGAAGGCAAUGGAUCGUUUUCGUUCCACUGAACAUGGCAUACUUAUUGCCACUGAUGUUGCAGCAAGAGGGCUUGAUAUUCCUGGUGUUCGAACUGUUAUUCAUUAUCAGCUUCCUCAUUCAGCUGAAGUUUACGUUCACAGAAGUGGAAGGACGGCUAGGGCUUUUGCUGAUGGCUGCAGCAUUGCUCUAAUCUCAUCAAAGGAUACCUCAAAAUUUGCAUCACUCUGCAAGUCAUUUUCAAAGGAAAGCUUUCAGAGAUUUCCUUUAGAUGAUUCUUACAUGCCUGAGGUGAUGAAACGACUGUCUCUAGCACGCCAAAUAGACAAGAUAUCACGGAAGGAAUCUCAGGAGAAGGCAACAAAAUCCUGGUUUGAGAGGAACGCAGAAUCAGUUGAGCUAGUUAUCGACGAGGAUGACAGCGAGGAGGAAAGAGUGAACCAUCGUAGAGAAAAGAAAGCUAGCUCGGCACAACUGAAAACCCUGCAGCAGGAGCUCAAUACCAUCCUUUCACGCCCAUUGCAACCCAAAUCAUUCUCGCAUCGGUUUUUAGCUGGGGCUGGUAUUUCGCCCCUCCUCCAGCAGCAAAUUGAAGAGCUAACUAGACAAAAGACGAGGAACGUUAUGGGCGCGGGAGACAACAAAAAGAGGAAAAUGGUUGUCAUCGGUCAGGAUUGCGUCGAGCCACUCCAGGCACUCCGCAGUGGUGGUCACGAGGUGCGGAUGGACACGAAGGAGGUGGCGGAGAAGCGGAAAAACAUGGAGAAUCUGAGGAGAAAGAGAAAGGAAGAAAAGAAGCGUAUGCACUGUAAGCGAGAUCAGCGGAGAAACCAGAAGAAGCAGUCAAGAGGGGCGCAUUGAUGACCAGAUGAAUGAAACUGUGAGUGUUAUAAAUUCCUCGAAGCAGGUUAGGGAGAAGUGAAGUGUCCUUGUUGACAUUUCCUGGUCAAAUGCUUCAGGGUAACGGUUUAGGUAUCUUGUGCCAUAAGUUACGUAGCUCUUACAUCAUGUUCUUGGCAGUGGCAUUUUACGGGAAUACCCUGCAAUCUAAUGCAAAUGACUAUUUUGGUUACUUGCCGCAGGGCAUCCUGAAUUUGUUUGGUCAGUUUCAUGAAAUUUGUCGUAGAAAAAUGAAUGUAUGGGUUGACUUUUCUGCCAGUCAGCUCUUUCACCUAACUGUUUGAUGCGGGAGAUGGAUGGGCUGGCCAGAGUUUUGUGGACAGUGGAAAAUUGUAAUGGGAAUGGGGGGAAAAGGCAGAGGAUAAUUGCGACGACUUUGACCAAGUGAAGUCGUUUGUUUCUUUCUAAAUUGAACCACAAAGAGUAAACAAUAAAAAUUCUUGGUUGACUUGACUUGUCAUUCAAUCAAUCUACUUGCAAAUUGUAUUGUGCAAUACUGCAAUUAUCUUCGAUAUCAAUAAUUUGUAGAAGAUGUUCAAAAUUGAGAAAGAAUGAUAGUAGAGAUAUUGAGAGAUCAUUUGUUCGAAAUUGUGGGGAACUCUUUGUGAUUUUGCGGGUUUAAUUUUUGGUUAAGCAGAUACGCCUAAAAGUUUUGAUGGUUCAAGGCUAAAAUGUUAGGUUUUGGUCAAUCACAGUCCAUCUAUAUCCACCC